CGUACACCACUUGGUUUUUAAAAAAAGAAAAAAAAAUGACAUCACUUUUUUAUUCCAAUCUUUCAAAAGACCUCUCCUUAAUAUUAAAUAAUGCUGACGAUUACAAUGUCAUUAUCCAUGUUGGUGAAAACGACAAUAAAAAAGAAUUUUAUGCGCACUCAGUUAUUUUACGUGCUCGUUCUUCUUAUUUCAAGAGUGCACUUUCUACUAAUUGGAUUACAAAGAAAAAUAAUAUGAUUAUAUUUAAUAAACCAAAUAUUACUCCAGCCAUUUUUGACAUAAUUAUAAAAUAUAUUUAUACCGGAGAGCUUGAUUUAACUAAACAACCGGGUGAAAAUAUUCUUGGAUUGUUAAUUGCAUCUGAUGAAUUACUCCUUGAAGAAUUAUUUGAAUAUGUUCAAAAUUAUUUAAUUGAAAAACGAACUAGUUGGAUUUAUCAAAAUUUCGUUCUCGUUCUUAAUGAUGUGUUUAGACUCGACAGUUGUAAGAAGCUACAAAAUUAUUGUCUUGAGUCUAUCUGUAAGGAUCCACUUCCAUUUAUUACUUCAAAAUCUUGUCUGUUAUUAGAUGAUAAUGUCGUUUUUAGCUUGCUUAAAAGAGAUGAUUUACAAGUUAGAGAGAUUAUAAUUUGGAACUUUUUAAUCGAAUGGGGUAUUGAACAAACUCCUGAUUUGCGAAGUGAUAGAAAUAAUUGGAAUAAUGAGAAUUACGAAACAUUGGAGAAAACUUUAAAUCAAUUUAUUCCUCUUAUUCGGUUUGUGGGAAUUUCUCAUGAAGAAUUAAUUGAUAAAGUUCAACCUUAUAAGGCUAUUAUUCCCAAUAAUCUUUUAAAAGAAAUUGAAGAAUUUUGUUAUAAUAAUAUCUUACCAACUUUACCUCUCAGAACGAGAAAAAUUGAAUCAAAUAUUAUCAAAUCAGAACUUAUAAAUUUAAUAAUAGUUAAUUGGAUUGACAAAAAAGAUAUUAUGAUUACUCGUACUGGUAAUGAUCCUUUAUAUAAAUUUAAUCUUAUUUAUCGUGGUAGUCGUGAUGGAAUUAAUAAUAAAUCAUUUAAAAAUAAGUGUAAUGGAAGGGUAGCAAGUUUAGUUUUAAUCAAAGUUUCAGGAUCGAAUAGAAUCUUUGGUGGAUAUAGUUCUAUUGGAUUUAGUGCUUUAGGAAAUAAUCUUUGGAAUAAAUAUGAUGGAAUAUUUUAUGAUUCAUCAGAUAAUUUUAUUUUUUCAUUUGAAAAUAGUGAAGAUAUACAUAAUAUAAAAAUAGGUCGUAUAAUAAAUAAUGAUAAAGCUAUUCAAGAUAUUGAAACUUGUGGUUUUAAUUUUGGUUGGAGUUCAUUAUCAAUGAUUAAUACUAAUUUAAAUAUUGUUAAUCAUGAUAUUUAUGAAAGGAUUUUACCUACAGAAAAAAUUUUUUAUAUUACGGAAUUAGAAACUUUUUCUAGCUUAAUUGUGGAUUAUGCUGCAAUUGAAUUUCAUAAUCCUGAGAUUAAAAAAUCAGUGUCAAUCCCUAAUGAAUGUAGUACAAUUCUAUUACAAAAUUUAGGACAAACCAAUCCUCCUAAAUUAGAAAAUUUACAUCUAGCAUCAAAAGACGAACAAUAUUAUGAUGUAGCUGAUAGUUUAGCAGAUCUGAAGGUUUCUAAUGGCGAAAAUAAAGAUGUAUCAACAGGUAAAGUAAGUACUAAAGAGAAAGAAAAUGUAGGUAUUAUCAAUGUAAAUAGGAAAUGUGCUGCUGAAACUCAAGCUUCUAGAGGGUAUAAUGAUAUCAAUAGUAAAAGUAGUGAUAGUGAUGGACUAUGGAAAGCCGCCAUGGUCAAAAGUGCGUAG
Molecule: messenger RNA, 1820 nt
Organism: Rhizophagus irregularis DAOM 181602=DAOM 197198
Lineage: Eukaryota; Fungi; Glomeromycota; Glomeromycetes; Glomerales; Glomeraceae
Cellular component (GO): cytoplasm
Molecular function (GO): protein binding
Source: RefSeq, a predicted model, not a curated record